Molecule: messenger RNA, 1889 nt
Organism: Biomphalaria glabrata
Lineage: Eukaryota; Metazoa; Mollusca; Gastropoda; Planorbidae
Product: peptidase M20 domain-containing protein 2-like
Exons: 10
Coding region: 349-1536 (395 amino acids)
Molecular function (GO): dipeptidase activity
Source: RefSeq, a predicted model, not a curated record
ACAUGCUAUCAGUGCUAAAACGAUCGAGACUCAAAUUGCGUCUCGGUCUCGGAUUAUUUAAUAAUAAUAUUUUUAAUAUUAAUAUUAUUAAUAUCCAGUCACAGUGGCAGUUUUCAACACAGUCAGAGGCAAAGGUACACAUCUGAGUUGGGCAGACAUCAUAAAACUCCAGUAAUUCAAAAUAUCAGCCUUCAUCGAAAUUGAGCUCAAUACCCAUCAUUUCAGAAGCCAAGUGCGUUACCACUCAGCCAACCCUCCCACUGAAAGAUUUAUAUUGCAUAUUUUUGCACCCUUCCUUUUUGAGUACACCUUUCUUCUACUGCAUCUCCUCCCACAAAAAAAGCAGACAUGACUACUCCUAAAUCUAUAGCCUGUAAUGCUAUUGACAGAGCCAAUGACUGUCUACGAGAGAUAAGUCUUGAUAUAUGGGAGCACCCUGAGCUAUGCUUUCAGGAACACCAUGCACAUAAAGUAUUAACAGAUUUCUUGGAACAAAGAGGCUUUAAGGUGGAAAGAAAUUACAAACUAGAAACUGCAUUUCGUGCAACAGUAUCUAAUAGUGGGACUGAAGUGGAUGCUCUGAACAUAGGUGUUUUAUGUGAAUAUGAUGCCUUGCCUGGGCUUGGUCAUGCCUGCGGUCAUAAUCUUAUAGCAAUCAUGGGUCUAUCUACAUCUCUUGGGAUACAGGAAGCACUUCUCAAGAGUAACUUGCAAGGAAAGCUGACAGUCAUUGGUUGUCCAGCCGAAGAAGGAGGUGGAGGUAAAAUAGACUUAAUUAACGCUGGUGCCUUCAGUGAUAUUGACCUCGCAAUGAUGGCUCACCCCUCACAGCACAAUGUACCGAAGCCUGUUUAUGUAGCCAUGGCUCAGGUUAAUGUGACUUUCAAGGGGAAAGCAAGCCAUGCAUCUAGCUACCCAUGGGAAGGGAUUAAUGCCCUUGAUGCAGCAGUGUUGUGUUACCAGAAUAUUUCCUGCAUGAGACAACAGCUGAAGCCUACAUGGCGAGUACAUGGUGUCAUCACAAAUGGUGGAGAAAAGCCAAACAUAAUUCCAGACAAAUCUGAGUUACUUUAUUACAUCAGGGCUCCUUGUUUGGCAGAGCUCAAAGAGCUUCAGAGAAAACUCACUGGUUGUUUUGAAGGUGCUGCUUUGGCAACAGGCUGCUCAGUGAAUUAUGAGUUUGAUUCAAAGUGUUAUGAUUCACUCCAGUCCAACCCUGUACUAGCUGAUCUUUAUGUGGCUAACGGUGAAACAUUAGGCAUAGAAUAUGAGACGGACGUAGACAGACUAUUGAAGCCAGGUGGCUCCACAGACAUGGGUAAUGUCUCUAAAGUUGUUCCCAGCAUUCAUCCCAAGUACAGUCUUAAUACAACAGCAAGCUUACAUACAACAGAGUUCAGGGAUCUUGUUAAAACUGAAGCCUCUCACAAGAUAACUUUACUUCAUGCUAAAGCUUUGGCCUGUGCAGCGAUAGAUGUUUAUCAAGACACAAGGUUACUGGGCAAAAUAAAGGAAAGUUUUCAGUCAGCUGAUUAGUUGAAAUAACUAAUGGACAUAUUUAUAUAUACAAUUUGUCUAAAUAUUCAGUAUCCAAGUCUUUUUUGUUGUUUUUUUAUGCAGAUUUGUAUGUAUAUUUAUUAUUAAAUGUGAAAAUCUAAAUUUGUCUUUUACUUCAAAGAACUAACACAAAAUACAAUCAGAUUGUUGGUUGCUAUUUUACAUUAUACCUAGUGUUAUUAGAAUUCCAAGGCUUUGUUUAGUAAUGAGAAGAGUCACUGACUGCAAACUCCUAAACUAUGUGAAGGGAACUAAGUUUUGUAUUCUUGUUUAAACUAAACAUGGUAUUAUACUACCCCAGUUUUUUUUAAAAUAAGUCCUUCUAAAAGUUA